This is a messenger RNA of Cyphellophora attinorum, 603 nucleotides long. RefSeq lists its product as uncharacterized. The transcript has a single exon. NCBI's taxonomy places the organism in Eukaryota, Fungi, Ascomycota, Eurotiomycetes, Chaetothyriales, Cyphellophoraceae. The record is from RefSeq and is a predicted model, not a curated record. Bases 1 to 603 code for a protein of 200 amino acids.
AUGGCUAUCCCAGCGUACUACAAGAUCUUCUUCCUCUGGAUUGAGCCUGUCGUCACCUUGUUCGGCGCUGUGGCUGCUGCUUUCUUUGGCCAUGAUUAUCUCGUCAUGACCCACGCGGAGACCACUCCGUCCAAGAUCCUGGGCCUCCCUAUCGCUACCAACAUCGCCCUUCGCCAGCUUGCCAACUUGUACUUGGCAUUCGCUCUCAACGAGUUCUUCGUCCUCCGGGCCACCAAUGAUCUCAAAGUCUGGAAAUCUGUGCUCGCAAUCCUGCUGGUCGCAGACUUCGGUCACUUGCUCGCCAACUCUCAACUUGGACUUGGUCAGUACUACGACGUCAUGUCAUGGAACGCCAUGCAGUACGGCAGCUUCUUGUUCGUCUACAUCGGCGCAGCAAUGCGAUCCUGCUUCCUGGCUGGUGUCGGAUUCGGGACGAAGAAGGGUCGUCGUGGUGCGCCCCGCAGUGUGUCCAAACAAAUCCAGGCACCAACCACUGUCGAAGAUGAGUUUGCAGCUGUUGCAACGCCAUCGCCCAAAGAAAUGAACAAGACUCCUGCCCAGAGCACUCGCCGUCGCAAGAAUCGCAGCGUCUCCGGCGCUUAG